GGCAUCAGCCCUGCCUUUCCCAGCUGUUCAAAAAAAGUCCGAUUGGAGAACACAACGAACCUCUAGCUGAUUGCCCUUCCAAAAAUGAGCUUCAUUGAUCAGGAAGUUACGGAGAUCCGGGCCAAAUGUGAGAAGCAGGUGCCCCACACGAAGAUCAUCAUUUGCUCUAGCUCCCUAAUACGGGUUGACAUCUACCCGGAGCGGCCUAACCGAUCGAUGACCGUGUGUUUACGUUUCCCACAGAACUAUCCGCGGAGCACUCCCAUCCUGGUGGAGCUAAAGAGCCGCGUGUACUCCGACAUGCUGCUGACGGAGCUCACUCGGCUCAUCGAUGACUAUGCGCGGGACUUCAUUGGAAAACCACAGGCGCUCUUGGUUCUGGCCUUUGCCCAACAGUAUUUAUCGGAUAAUCCGCUCUGCGUCUGCCUAGACGAGAUCAAACAGCUAAGGGCGGACAUCAAAACUGGGGGAACGGAGAGUCAGCUUAAGCUGAAGCAAAAGAACAGGAGCGUGGAGCUGGUGGCCAAGGGAGGCCUCUUCACGUAUAGAGUUACGGCUGUAGUCCCGGAUAGUUAUCCCAUGCAGAGUGUAGAGUUGCGUGGUCAGGAAUCCAAUCUCCCAGCCGUACUCGUACGCUACCUAAACGGCCAGUCGCGUGAGAUAGCCCGUCAGUGCGUGGAGCCCCCGAUCCGACUAAGCAAGGAGGCACUGGCCAAUUUCCGACCAGUCAGAAGCUUGCAGCGUUCGCUUAAGUUCUGCCUGGAGGCCACCCGAGAUUUCCAUAUAGAACUUUGUCCAAUUUGUGAUAAUACGGUGCUGCCGGAGGAUCCGCAGGACAUUGAAACGGAUGACAAUGCGGACUCAUUCAUCGAGCGCGUAUAUUGUGGCCACCUUUUUCACCAGGGUUGCCUUAAAAAAUACCUGUCGGAGCCGCCCUUCCCCAAAGGCGGAAAAUUCUGUCCGGCCCAGCGUCGCCAUCCGCGAUCGGAUGCCCAGACCUACAUGGGGAGGACCCAGGGCGGAGUAGUCACUGUGCCCCGGACUCCGGACGACGGUGUGUGCGGCAUAAAGCUGGCUCACGAUCGCUGGGUGGUGAGCGUAAAGACGGCGGAGGCUCGCUGGGCCCAGAAACAGGCUCGUCAGCGGGAACUGGAGGAGGUGGUGGACUUUCUGCAAUAACAGAGGAUUCUACUCGGAAACAGCUUACUGUGUAUGGUUAUGUAUUUUGUGAUUUCUAUUCGAAUACGCUUAUAUUGCUAAUGAUAAAAUAAAUAAAAUGAAGAUGAAGUGCGACUAGGUUCGAUAUGAGCAAGGGUCCUGCAUAUCUUGUUAACUCGAUGUCAAUAAAUUGAACACACUACA
Drosophila rhopaloa is the source of this 1362-nucleotide messenger RNA. RefSeq lists its product as uncharacterized. The record is from RefSeq and is a predicted model, not a curated record. The coding region runs from base 85 to 1179 and encodes 364 amino acids. The transcript has a single exon. Lineage: Eukaryota; Metazoa; Arthropoda; Insecta; Diptera; Drosophilidae. Gene Ontology annotation, molecular function: protein binding; metal ion binding.